UCCAGUUUUGGAGAAGCCAGGAAAUCGAUUUCAUUUACUUUCUCAGGCCGUGUUCGCGGUGUUAGUUCGAUUUAUGGCGGGUGCGGGCGAAAGAACGACUGUUAGUGAUCCUCUCCAAACAAUCAACCUCAUGCAGCACCAUUCGUAUGAGUCUGUGAUGAAUGGCGUGGCCGUGGCCAACGCUCAUUCGGCGUACAAUUUGACAGUGCCGGGGACAUCUCAAGUCACGGUUGUCAAAAGAACUCCAGAAGAAGCUGGACUUCUUGAAAUGCACGACAUGUCGGACUCUGACUCUGACAUGGAUAUCCGACGGCAUGGCAAAGCCUCGAAGAAAACAAAGGGUCGGGUAAAAAUCAAGAUGGAAUUCAUUGAAAACAAAUUGAGACGGUACACCACAUUCAGCAAACGAAAAACUGGUAUCAUGAAAAAAGCUUAUGAAUUGUCAACUUUGACAGGGACUCAAGUGAUGCUUCUUGUGGCAAGCGAAACUGGCCAUGUCUACACAUUUGCCACAAGAAAAUUACAACCCAUGAUAACGAGUGAAAGUGGCAAGGCUUUAAUUCAGACAUGUUUGAAUUCGCCUGAUCCUCCACCAAUGGCGCCAGGACAACAGCACGCCAUCGAUCAAAGAAUGAAUCCAACUGGUUUUGAAGAGACAGACCUCACUUAUGCUGUUACAGAAGAAGAAGCAGCCAUGAACAGCAGGAAUGAUGGCAUGCGGCCCGCGAUCUACACAAUGGCGACAAAUAUUUCUCCAAGUGUGAGUCCGUCGCCACCAGCACCAACACCACCGCCAUCUAUGAGCUCGAUGAGUCAGUCGACUGUGACAAUGCUUCCCCAGCCCGCACACUCCACCCCACACUCGACACCGACAUUCUUACCGAACCCCAACACGCCAGUGACUCUCAGUGCCAUGCCUUCAGUACCUCCGACGGUGUCAACACCGAACCCAAGUUCAUCUGUGACGACUAUACCAAGUGCCGCCAAUCGAGGCAUCUCUAUGCAGCUACCAAAUAUUCCUGGUGGGCUGGCUACGUUAAUUCAACAACAAGCUGGUAAUCUUGCUCAAGGAACCCCUAUUACGAUUAGUGGCCUACAGGGUACCCAGUUAGGUCAGCUAGCAGGACAACAGCAGGCUCUCCUGCGGAUACCAGCGGUUUCAUUAGCAGGCUACAGUCUGUUGCCAUCAAAGGGAAAUGCAGACUCAAACAGUGAAUUCUGCUGGUUGACUGCUACUGGUGGAAGCCCUCAAAGUACAAGUCCUGGGCAACAAGAAUUACAGACUUUAGCGAGCAGUGCACCGAUGACGACACAAAGUACUGGAGGUGGUAUCACUGUUUUAUCAGGUGCUGGUGGUCAAGGUGCAGGUAGCGGUGGCACGAUGAUGUAUCAAACGCCCCAAGGUCUAGUCUACGCCACCCCUGCCACCGGUAAUGCCCUCAACGCCUUAAGUGAGGGCUAUAUACUCAAUCUACCACAGCAAUCAGUGUUGGCAGCGGGUGGCGACCAACAGAACGGAGUAGGUCAAUCAUACUUCACAAUACCCGUGCCAGUUUCUCUCAGCUCACAGUUAGGUUCACAGGUGAUGUUAGCUCAUACUGGUGAUGGACAAGCAAUAGAGAUACCGCCUGCACAUCAGGGCUCUCAUCAAAAACGCAAAUGACACGAUCACACAAAAUAAGACUUGAAACUGUGCGGCUAUUUGCCAAUGAGUGAUCUGGUCACAAACAUAACAAAGUGCAAUAAGAAACGAUGAACUCUUUAGCCUCUUGUGGCGUAUUGUCCUUUGAGGUGAGGAGAGGAUUUCAAAAUGAAUGAGACUUCGUACGUAUCUGAUAAAGAUCUCCUGUAGCCACAUGCCUGUUUAUUUUCGUUGAUCGUUUAGUAUAAUAUACUAUUUGUGACUUUUCGUGUCAGAUUUUGUCAGUUUGCUAUGCUGGAUUGAAGUUACGCAAUAACACAUUAUACGAUUGGAGUUGACAUUUGUGAUUUUUUAGAAGUCGAGCUAUAGUGUCACAUCAGGAUACUGUAGACCCAGAAAUGUUGGUUUUUAUUUUUGCAUUUACAGAUGAUCAUGAAAUUUAAUCAAAAUUACUGUACCAGGGUUGUGAAACGCUAAAAUAAAGCAGCACCAGAGUUGCAAUUUUGCAACAGAAUCGCCGCGAAUAUUUCUGGGUUUAAAGUUCCGUUGAAUAUGAUUGUGUCAAACAAGAUUGUUGUGUGUAAUUCAAAAAUCUUGUUAGUGCUAGAAUGUUGUUUUGAAUUCAUCAACUCGACGUGACGUCUGUUGCGGAGAUGAUAUCAGUUGAUUCCUGGCCGGAUCCAGUAUUUAAAUCAAGGUCCACUGAGAGGGUGGGCCAAAUUGUUGUAGUGGUUACUAAAUAGUGUCUGAAGGAUUGCUACUUGUGGUAAAAGUUUAUCCGCCCUUUCAUGAUGUCGUCCUGAUUUUAUAUGGUGCUCUUAUCAGUACUUGUCUGAUGUCAGUAGACAUGGUGUUUUGACUGGGUGAUAGGAAGCGUUGUAGCCAUAUAAAGUUAUCAGCAAGAAUUCUGUGUUCUUGUCAUUAGUGAUAUGAUCUUCUUUGCUUACUAGAUAAUGCGGGUGAUCCACUGGCUUUCUGAUAGCUAUCGGGACCGGUUAGUUACUUGUCAGGACACCAUCGGUUGGGUGACAGAAAGAAAUGAUGUGGUGUUGAAGCCACAACCGUGCUUUCCAAUUGCAACAAAAAUCAAACACAUCAGAUCUUAUCAGAAACGUUUUGGGAACUAUGUGUGAAAAGCAUCGGGGAGCGGAUGGAUUACCUGCAUAAGUUUUAAGACAAUAUUGUGGCUAGUGAGGUCAGUGUGUCUUCCAUCGUGAAGUUGUUACAGUAUUACAGUGGUCAACAAAUACGAAAUAUAUCUGGACAGCACGUCAGAUUCUUUCAGAUAUUUUAGAAAUUACUUGUUAAAUAAUGCUUGGUUAUUUUUGUGAAUUGAAUCACUAUCUUGUACUUCUGUCUGAUUGUUGCAUGGGGCCUGAUUUGAAUGUGAGUUGUUGCAUAUAUAUCAAAACGUGGUAUACUUGCAAGGUCUAAAAACUUUUCUUCAAAGUGAUUUAGGCCUACUUGAGUUGGAACUUUAUAAACUAGAAUUAGAAGCACUGAGAGGCAAUAGGCCUAUGUCAGUGUUAAGAACAAAGGUGCUCAGUGUAAGGAAGAGUGAACAUUAACAUUAAAUAAAAGUUUUUUAGUCUUGCAACUUUGCCAUGUAAAAAUGCCUGUACAAGUAGUUUCUGAUAUCUUUACCAACCUUGAGAUGAUAUAGAAUAGUAGAUUGUUAUCUUCGAUUUCACAAAUCGGAAGGGGAAAAUACUGUGUUAAAAGGAAUUCUAUUCCAAACAUAUAUAUUGAGAUAUUUGUUUGGGAAAUCUUCACUCCUUUUUGCACUUAGUGUAUCAAUAGCAUUCUUAAUAAUUUUGAUUUAUUCUUUUUCUACUCGACAUUAAAAAUGUUGGUUUCUAGAAUCUCAGAAUAUUUUAAACAUAUUCAAAAAUAAGGUAUCAAUAAUGAUAGAAAUAUGUGCAACUUGGUUGAAGCAGUUGCAUUAGUAAGCUUUUAAUUGGUCACAGUUUAAUUGUGAUUGCUUUGGGAUAACUCUUGGUUGUGUGUUUAGUUGUUUGAAGGUAAAUAAGGAGAGCAUAAUCUGAACCUUGGAAAGAUGUUCAAAUGAUGUACUCAAUUUUGCUGUAGGGUGUAAGAAUACUCUCUGGAACUGCUUCAACCACCAGGGUUGAAAACUUACAUAUAAACUGGUGCUAUUAACUUUAAAAUAUUAUGCAUGAUUGUGUGAUGAAUCACAGUAACUCAGAAAAUCUUUGGGGGUGUUUUAAAUUUGCAGUCUGACCUGAUCCACAAACGUUUUGCGAUAGAAGGUUGGCAACCGCAAAGAAAUCCUGUGGCAAAUAUUUUCAAGGUUGCAGUAGGUUGAAUUGGCCACUGUUGUGUCGUAUUGAAAUGGUCAGUGUAAAUAAGAUAGACUACAUUUGUGCAUCUCAAGUCAAAAUCAUAGAGAUAAAUAAUAGUAACAGCUGUCCUUCCACACGAAUCCGUCGAAGCUGUGUGUUAUUAGUGCUGUAUGUGGAAUAAUAGCUAAUUUGAACCAUUCUACAUUCUACUCUUCAUCUCUGGUAAUUAUCUCAGUUUUUCCAAACAGAAAAAGCUAAACACGAGACAAAAAUCUGGGUCUGCCAUUAUCCUUUAAUUUUGGCUUGAGACGUAGUCAUGGUGUCACAAUUUUGCUCAAAGUUCAUACUAAUUUAUUCUUCUCAUAUCAUUUUGUACAUUUGUAAAUGCUGUUUUCUGCUCCUCUUUCUGAAACUAUAUCACUUUUGAAUACAGAUCUUUGUACACUAUGGUUACCAACUUUUACUACAGAAGUAAUCUAUAGUUCAUUUAUUUUCAUGCUCUAGACGUUGGUGGAUGUUUUAGAUUUCACUGAUGCUUGAUGGAUUUAACUGCAAAUUUAUUGCGGUUCAGUAUUCUAAAUGCCUUGGUCACAGGACGUUGAUGAUUGUAAUGGGAAUUUUUGGUUGCAGCGGUCCUUGUAGCGGUCCUUAGUGUCACAACCAAGGACCUGUGUGUCACAACCAAGGACCUUUAAGAUUUUAAUUUGAUGGUACAUCGGUCUUGGCUUGAAAAUUUGCUGGAUAGGUCAUCAUUUUUUCAAACAAGAUAUUUUUUGUUACUCAGCUGAUUGACAGAAUAUCAUCAGUUGUGCAAAUCAUACUGCUAAAGCCAAGGUGGAGUUAUGAUAUUUGGGACCAUUAAGAAAUAUUAUUCAUUUGGAUGUUUUCACAUCCGUUAAUCACUACCUGCCCUUCUUUCAGCAAUACUGCGUUCGCUCAUAAUUUUGAUGGAUGUGUAGUGUUUUGCAAUGAAAUUCUUCUAUUUCACUGAAGCUUCUCAACUGUCGAUAUGUUGGUAAAGCAUUAGUUUAUUUCCGACAUGUGUUCAAUGAGUCAACUAUGGGUCUUUGCGAUGUACUUUGUACCACUCUGUCACGUGUUCAAGUGGUAGAAAUGAAAGGUCUGUUUCCAAAACGAGCUUAAUCAAUAAUGUACUUGGGUAUAUUUUAGAAUACAGAGUAACAGUUGAGGGACAUUGAAAGUUGGGUUACAAUGUGAAAUUUACAUCAUAAUGAAGCACUAAUGAUUGGGUAUCAGAGGGAUAGCAAAGGGGGAGGGGCUGGGAAUUGCCUUUUUUGAGGAAAACCUUUUGAAAUUGACAAGGAAAAUCGAAAAAAGCUGUGAUACAUAUUGAAAAUAAUUGGAAAACGCCCCCCCUUCUGAACAUUCUUGCUUAAAAAUGUAUGACAUUCUAGCUGAUUUUGGAACCAAACUCCUCUGUUGUUUUUUGGUAGAGCUUCCUGCAUAAUGGCUCAGUUGGCUUUGGUUGCGAUCAAACUUGUGAAUAGAUUGUGAAAUAUUGUAAAUAUGUUUUGUACAAAUAUGAGAGUAAAUGAAGUGUCAUGUUGAAUUGAA
This is a messenger RNA of Lineus longissimus, 5520 nucleotides long. Its product is annotated as serum response factor-like. Bases 74 to 1663 code for a protein of 529 amino acids. Gene Ontology annotation, molecular function: RNA polymerase II cis-regulatory region sequence-specific DNA binding; DNA-binding transcription factor activity, RNA polymerase II-specific; protein dimerization activity. The transcript is spliced from 8 exons. Lineage: Eukaryota; Metazoa; Nemertea; Pilidiophora; Heteronemertea; Lineidae. The record is from RefSeq and is a predicted model, not a curated record. Gene Ontology annotation, biological process: positive regulation of transcription by RNA polymerase II.